AUGACAGACAGUGCGCUUACAUCCCAUGAUGCCCAAGUCAAGUCACGCCCACGAUGUCGAACUGGCUGCUUAACGUGCCGGCGUCGCAAAAAGAAGUGUGACGAGACUCGUCCCUCUUGUGCAGGUUGUCAACGUAACAAUAUCGAAUGCGAGUGGGAAUCCAGUGCCUCACUGUUGGUACCUAGACGUCGCUUUCGACAUUCGCGUCUUUCUGAAAAAAGUUUGCCUAAGGAGGCACGGGAAAUGGUGCAUGUCUUCACCGUUCUAAAGCCGGACAUGGUCGAACGCCUGCUCGGUCAUUUCCUUCAUGCCAGUCCAAAGUGGCUUUCAACUCGGACGGGGUCACGAAGGACUGAUUAUCUCAAGUGGUUAUCUCCUGCGUUAUCAGAAAGCCCUCUAGUUAUGGACUGCAUUCUUACAAUUGCCUCUGCCGAUCUACUCAAAUAUCACCGUGACGAUCUAGAGCUCCGGCACGUUGCCGUGGAAUACUAUGGACAGGCAGUAUCUAGUCUUCGAGUAGCAAUUGAGAGCGAAAUAGCUGCUUCUCCGUCCGACACAUAUCUAAAUGGUGCGAGCUUCACUUCUACCCCUUCUAAAGUAUAUCUGAGCCACCUCGCUAAUCCGUCCUCACAGACUAUAACCCGCUCGCGGUACUUUUACUUUGUCUGCAUGAGGUAA
This is a messenger RNA of Penicillium longicatenatum, 678 nucleotides long. Its product is annotated as Zn(II)2Cys6 transcription factor domain-containing protein. Gene Ontology annotation, biological process: positive regulation of transcription by RNA polymerase II. The transcript has a single exon. Gene Ontology annotation, molecular function: transcription cis-regulatory region binding; DNA-binding transcription factor activity, RNA polymerase II-specific; zinc ion binding. The coding region runs from base 1 to 678 and encodes 225 amino acids. Gene Ontology annotation, cellular component: nucleus. The record is from RefSeq and is a predicted model, not a curated record. Lineage: Eukaryota; Fungi; Ascomycota; Eurotiomycetes; Eurotiales; Aspergillaceae.